AUGCUCAACAUACCAAGGCGCCUUCGCAAGCGCCUGCUUCACACCGCAGCGCUGUGCCUCGUAUGUUUGAGCGUAUACUACAUCAUACUGCCACCAGACUCGUCGAUCCGGCUAGCGCUGCGGUUCAACGCUGUCCGGGCGUCGGCGGCCGUGCGCGAGGCGACAGAGGACAGGGACGCCUGGCUGCGGCGGCCGGCGCCGUACGAGCUCGACCUACGGCAAGAUGUCGGGUAUCUGAUCAAGACGGGCUACGGAACGAGACACCGCGUGCCGCUGCAGCUGGCGGCGCUGCAGGGCAGCUUCGGCGGCGGCCUGCUGGGCGAGGAGGGCAAGGACUACAUGGUGGUGGGGGACUGGACGACGGUGGAUGACGAGGAUGCCAAGAAAAUUGGCGUGCCGGUGCACGACGUGCUCAAGAUGGUGCGGGAGUAUGGCGACGGGGACUGGAGAGCGCAUCACCGAUUCAAAAAGUACCAGACGCUGCAGAGCGCGAUUGUGGCGGGCGACGAGGAGACGGCACUGGGAAUUGGGCGCAGUGUCGGCUGGGAGCUGGAUGCGCUCAAGUUUGCACCGGGCAUGGAGCUCAUGUACAAGGCGAUGCCUAACAAAAAGUGGUAUCUCAUUCUGGAUGACGAUACCUUUGUUGUCAAGUCGACGCUGAAUCUCUUAUUAACACACCUGAACCCUGACAAUCCACAUUACCUCGGUAAUGCAGUCGGUGAUUUCCGCGGCCGCUUCGCGCACGGCGGAUCGGCCAUUAUCUUAUCCCACGAGGCCAUGCGCCGACUCUUUCGGCGCCAAGACGUGGUGCGACAGGCGUACCUGGAGUCGCUCGAGGAGAAAUGGGGCGACAAGCUGGUGGCGACGACGUUUCUCAAGCUGGGCAUCUAUCUGGAGGAGCGAUACGCGCACCACUUCAACGGCGAGGCGCCCGAGGAGACGCGCAUCACGUACGAAAAGUACUGCGCGCCGAUCCUAUCGUUUCACUCUCUGCGGACGGAGGCGGCGACGACGCGCGUGAGCAAGGUGCUUGGCGCGGCCACGGAACCCGUGCGCUGGGGCGAGCUCAUGGAGCUAUUUGGGCCGACGGCGACAGCGGCGGCAGCGGGGAGCGCCCAGGAUCACGUUGGGCCGACGGACAAGCAGGUCAAGAUGUGGGGCAUGGUCAAGAAGGCGGCCGAUUGCCAGCACAAGUGCGAGGUUGAGAAUGCCAAUUGGUGUCUGGCGUGGACGUACGACACGCGUGGGGAGGCGUGCCACGCGAGCCCGUGGAUGGUGCCGGGGGCGGGCGGCGCGGAGGGCAAGGUAUCAGGCUACAACAAGGAGGCCAUGAAGCGAAUGCAGGCCAGAUGUCCCCGAGAUGGGCGCGUAUGA
Molecule: messenger RNA, 1374 nt
Organism: Beauveria bassiana ARSEF 2860
Lineage: Eukaryota; Fungi; Ascomycota; Sordariomycetes; Hypocreales; Cordycipitaceae
Product: glycosyltransferase family 31
Exons: 2
Coding region: 1-1374 (457 amino acids)
Cellular component (GO): membrane
Molecular function (GO): glycosyltransferase activity
Source: RefSeq, a predicted model, not a curated record